This is a messenger RNA of Arctia plantaginis, 1479 nucleotides long. The record is from the annotation of a GenBank genome assembly. Lineage: Eukaryota; Metazoa; Arthropoda; Insecta; Lepidoptera; Erebidae.
AUGUUAUCUGAAAUAUUGGUAGCUCUUUGUGUAGUGUUGUUUGUUAUUUGGUAUAAAACCAACAAAAAUAAUUAUUGGAAGAAGAGAAAUAUUCUGCAGAUAGAGGAUUUGAAUUGGAUAUUUAUGUUUUCAAGAAGCUCUUUGGCCGAGAUAUGCAAAAACAUUUAUGAUAAAUAUGACACACCUUACAUUGGUACUUCUAUGGGGUCUACGCCCACCCUGAUCUUGAAAAAUAUUGAAGAUAUUAAAGCAGUUCUGGCAGAUGAUUUUUCAAGCUUUUAUAGCCGAGGGAUGCAGCCACAUCCUAAUGAUAUUUUAGCAGACAAUAUCCUCUUCAUGAACAACUUAAACAGAUGGAAACUAAUAAGACACUCCAUUGCACCUGCAUUUACAAGUUUUAGGCUGAAGCAAAUGUUUUAUAUCUUAGAAAAAUGUGCCCGUGAUUUAGUAGAAGUAGUAGAGGAUAAUAAACAUGCCAGGAAAAAACCAUUCAGUUUUUUAUAUACCUACACUACAGCAUCAAUUGGUGCUUCCAUAAUUGGCGUUGAUAUUCAAGCUAAAAACAGUGAAAUGGAUUCCCCGUUCUUAGAUAUGUCUUGGGAAUUGUUAAAACCAUCACUAAAAACCAAAAUAAGAAUAUUUAUUGCCAACAAGUUUCCAAAAUUAUUCAAAGCAUUAAAAUUGAAAAUUUUUGGAGAGCAUGAAAAGUUUUUUAUUAGUAUGCUGAAGAGUUUUAUGGAGAAUAGAAGACGUCAUUUUCGAAUAACGCACGAUUUUGUUGAAAUUUGCCUACAAUUGCAAUAUAAAGGUAUGAUGCAAGAUUUCUUCACUACAUGUGAAAUAACGCCUACUACCGAAAGAUUAGCAGCACAAGCUUUUGCUUUUUUCAUUGCUGGUGCAGACACAACAGCUAAUGCUCUACACUUUACUUUAAUAGAAUUAUCGAAUAAUAAACAUAUUCUAGAAAAACUACAUGAAGAAAUUGACGGCGUAUUCGGAACUUACAAAGAAGAACUAUCUUAUAAUGAUAUUGAAAAACUAGAAUACCUUGAUAUGAUUAUCAGUGAAUCCCUGAGAAUGAACCCUCCAAUAGGUUUUAUACAAAGGAUAUGCACAAAAGACACUGUACUACCAAGCAAUGUGGCAAUCGAGGAAGGCACUGCAGUUGUUAUACCAAUAUUUGCCAUUCACAGAGAUGAUAAAUAUUUUUCGGUUCCAGAUCUAUUCGAACCUGAAAGAUUCUGUAAGGACAGUAUUUCUGAAAUGAAGUAUAUGUAUUUACCUUUUAGUGAAGGAAAUCGAAAUUGUAUCGGGUUAGAAAUGGCACGUCUUACAAUGAAGGUUGGUCUGGCGUGGUUAUUAAGACGGUUUACCUUGGCCGAGCAGAUUUACAAACCUAAAUUUGAAAGACACUCCUUUGCUCUUCGUGCUUCUAAAGCGUACUAUAAGUUGAUUGUCAGAGAUCUAUGUCCAGAAUAA